Molecule: messenger RNA, 4685 nt
Organism: Cherax quadricarinatus
Lineage: Eukaryota; Metazoa; Arthropoda; Malacostraca; Decapoda; Parastacidae
Source: RefSeq, a predicted model, not a curated record
AUGUCGAUGACAGUACUUCUGCCUCGGAGAAUCUUCUCAUUUCGAUAUAUUGGGAGCCAUGGUGAGUGUCAUCGCAGAGGCGACUGGGUUGAGUGCCACCGAGACAAUGGCAUGGGUUUUGUGGCUAGGGUUAUAGACCAACAGGGCGGAGUGGGAUUGUUCUUUCAUAAAGGGCCAGGUGAAACUUUGAAAUUAAAUGUUUCAAAUUUUCAGCUUCGGCCUGUGGUGGCUGCAACCCAGACUCAGGGAUUGCAUGGUGCUGCUCCUCAUGCCUCGGCUGUUCCAUCACCAGUCAGUAAGCCAGAAGGGCGCACCACAGCUACACUUAUUCCUGGAGAUGGUGUGGGACCUGAACUUUGCCAAGUAGUCUUAGAUGUCUUCAGAAAUGCUGGUGUACCUGUUGACUUCGAAGAACAUUAUCUGACAGAAUUAUAUGGGGGACGGUCAGCCUCUCUUGAUGAAGUUGUGAAAAGCAUUACUCGCAAUAAAACAUGUUUGAAAGGUAUUUUGGCUACUCCUGACCAGAGCUUUGAUGGAGAACUCAAGACUCUUAAUAUGAAGCUAAGAGAUGAUCUUGACCUGUAUGCAAAUGUAGUGCAUGUUAAAUCUUUGAGUGGUCUCAUGUCUCGACAUAAAAAUGUAGACAUGGUUGUCAUCCGUGAACAGACUGAGGGUGAAUACUCUGCACUUGAACAUGAAUCUGUGAAAGGUGUUGUCGAGUGCCUGAAGAUUAUGACCCGUGAGAAAUGUCGACGCAUUGCUAAGUUUGCAUUCGACUAUGCCACCAAGCAUGGACGGAAGAAGGUGACUGCUGUUCAUAAGGCAAAUAUCAUGAAGCUCGGGGAUGGACUGUUUCUUAGACAGUGUGAAGAGAUUGCUGCAAUGUACCCCAAUAUUGAAUUCAGUAACAUGAUUAUUGACAAUUGCACUAUGCAAAUGGUAGCAAAUCCACACCAGUUUGAUGUCCUGGUACUUCCCAAUCUUUAUGGCAACAUUGUUGACAACCUAGCUGCAGGCCUGGUGGGAGGAGCAGGUGUUGUGGCUGGAGCUUCUUAUUCCAACAGAUGUGUUGUAUUUGAACCAGGUGCACGUCACACCUUUAGUGAAGCCGUUGGUAAGAAUGUUGCCAAUCCAACUGCAAUGCUUUUAGCCUCUGCUAAUAUGCUAAAUCAUCUUAAUCUCCAGUAUUAUGGGGAUAUGAUAAAGAAUGCAGUUGAGCGUGUUAUUCGUAUUGGCAAGGUUCGCACAAAGGACAUGGGAGGCCACUCAACUACCUUUGAAUUUUAUCAAGCUGUUAUAGCAAACUUGAGAUACUGAUACUGGAACAAGUCUCACUUUCAUAAAACACAUUUAAUGUCAUGCUAAAACAAUUUCAUUAUUGUUCUAAGGAAAUUUUUUUAUUUUUUUAACAGAGAAUAAGGUUACAUACCUUUUCAGGUGUUGAAGUGAUGAAUAGCUCAAAUUAAUACUCUUCAUGAUGUAAGAGAGUACUAAUAAAUAUAUUUUUGCAAAAUUACACCUUUACUCCCUAUGAAUUCAUACCACUGUGAAAGGUAAAUUAGGUCAGGUAGUGUGGUAGAUAAGACACAUAGGCAACAUUUAGGCAACUUUAUUCCGAAACGUUUCGCCUACACAGUAGGCUUCUUCAGUCAAGUACAGAAAGUAGGCGGGAGCAGUAGAGAUGUGAAGACGAUGUAAUCAGUCCAUCACCCUUGAAGUCGUAGAUUUGAGGUUGUCAGUCCCUCAGCCUGGAGAAGUUCUGUUCCAAAGUCUGGAACUAACUGAAGAUCAAGUGACAGUGUUGAGACUUAAAUACUGUUGGAAGGAGAGGUGCAGAGUAAUAGUAGUGAGAAUGUAGCUUCUGAGAGGUCAUGUCACUCUCAGAUUAAAAAGUUCUCAACUUGAAAAAGUUGUCCAAGGUGUUUUCUCUUCUGUAUCAAGAUGCCAUUGUGUUGCAGUGUCUGACAGAGUGAUUAUCAAAUGGUAUACAAUACCGACAGGUUGGUAGAUAAGACACAUAGGUAAGACACACGGUAUUGUAUACCAUUUGAUAAUCACUCUGUCAGACACUGCAACACAAUGGCAUCUUGGUACAGAAGAGAAAACACCUUGGACAACUUUUUCAAGUGAGAACUGUUUGAUCUGAGAGGGACAUGACCUCUCAGAGGCUACAUUCUCACUACUACUACUCUGCACCUCUCCUUCCGACAGUACAGUGGACCCUCACCUUACGAUAUUAUUUCAUUCCAGAAGUAUGUUCAGGUGCCGUUACUGAACGAAUUUGUUCCCAUAAGGAAUAUUGUGAAUUAGAUUAGUCCGUUUCAGACCCCCGAAAAUACACGUACAAACGCACUUACAUAAAUACACUUACAUAAUUGGUCGCAUUGGGAGCUGAUCGUAAGGCGGGGGUCCACUGUAUUUAAGUCUCAACACUGUCACUUGAUCUUCAGUUAGUUCCAGACUUUGGAACAGAACUUCUCCAGGCUGAGGGACUGACAAUCUCAAAUCUACGACUUCAAGGGUGAUGGACUGAUUCCAUCGUCUUCACAUCUCUACUGCUCCCGCCUACUUUCUGUACUCGACUGAAGAGGCCUACUGUGUAGGUGAAACGUUUCAGAAUAAAGUUGCCUAUGUGUUUUAUCUACCAACCUGUUGGUAUUGUAUACCAUUUGAUAAUCAGGUCAGGUAGUAAAGCCUUUCUAGUUAAAAAAUAUACCUCUUGUUGGGUCAGGGAAAGACAAAAACCACUCUGUAUCAGUCUUAUGAAGCAGACUAACUUAACCUCUCAAGCUAGUGUGUAUUCAUACGUAAGUGUGUUAUGUGACUGACUUUUUACAUACAGUACUUCCCAAACAUAAGAGAACUCAGCGUCUACCUAAUUUUUGGUGUUAAGGAAAUAUUUAAAUGAUUGUUGUGUCAAAUAAAAGUUAUUGCUGUAUUUUUUUAUUUUAAAAAAUGUUUAAAUUUCAUUAAAUUUGGGAUGGGACAAUACCAGAAUUUUUGCAGAUACAGAUACUCACAUUUUGGCUGAUACCAAUACUUUUCCUAUAUUUUUUUUUUUUUUAAUUAUUAUGACAUGUUCCCUAUAUAAGAGAGUGCUUAUUGCACAAUAAGUAUUAAAUAGUGCAGGAAGGUUAAAUAUUAAAUACAUUAAUGUUUCGGAGAUGAUAAUGUCAUUGCUCAUUACUUGGCCUGUUGUAUUAGUUACUGGCUGUCAAAGGCACUUCUUGAUAGUGUGUGUACGAGAGAGAGAGAGUGUGUGUGAGAGUGACCCACCCACCCUCCCUCCCUCCCUCCCUCACAGUCAUAAGGUAGUGUUAAUGUUGAUAUUUUUAAGCACACAUGUAAUUAUUUUUAUUAACACAUUGGCUGUUUCCCACCAAGGCAGAGUGGCCCGAAACAGAAAAACUUUCAUCUUCAUUCACUACAUCAUUGUCUUACAACAUUAACACCCCUCCUUCAGAGUGCAGACACUGUACUUCUCAUCUCCAGGACUCAAGUCUGGCCUGCCGGUUUCGUAAUAUUAAUAUUUUAAAAAGUAUUUGCUUGUAUCAGCCUUUUUUUUUCACUGAUACCAUAAAAAUUGCCAAUACCUGUUGGUAGUGAUACUUUGGUUCAUCCCUAAUUAAAAUAUAUAAUUUUUAUACAUAUAUUGAAAGCUCACUAUUGAUUCUAAUCCUAUUUCAACAAAAACUGUUGAAACAUAUUGUUAUUUCCCUUUUUAUUACUGGAUUUCAGCUUAUAUUUUUGUACUUUUCAUCAAAAUACUCUAUAUGUUGUAAACAUUUGAAUGUAAAUGUCAGUAGGCAUCACGUGCAGUUUAUUAAAGAUUUACACACCAAUACAAUUUGUUUAGUCUCUAGAGUCUACAUUAUACAAUAUAGGAUACUGUAUAAGAACAUCCCAAGUUCUUAUUGUAAUGGUACCUUUGAAGAUAAAAUGUAAUUUGUUGCAGUUUAUCCAGGUUCUACAAUAUUGAAUAUACAUAUACUCUUUAGAGAGGCAUAUUUUGUCUACCUAAUUUUAUUUAAUCUGCUACUGCUGUUCUAGUUGUAAAAUUUCAGCUGUGCACUUAACGACCUGUUUGAAACUUGAAAGAGGUUAUCAAACUUAUUAAGUAGUGCUUAUAAACUAUUUUUAAUUAUGGUGUUGUUAAUGAGAUGGUGGUACUGUAUACAAAUUAUGUAAUUGUAGUUCAAAUAAAUAGAAAUUGUUUAACUAUAUUUGUUGCUUCAAGCUAAUUAUUGCAGAUAAUUCAGCUCCCUUAUUUUGGUCAAGUACAUUCAUUCACCUAUUAUCCAACCCAGACAAAGCAUGAAAGUUAGAGACCCUGAGUGUUUGUUACUAAGUUAACAUUUCCCCAAGUAUAAAAAAAAAUUCUAGUUCAGGGUCAUAACCUCUAACUCACAAUUUGCUUGUUUCUCUUUGAAUACGUGAUUAUACUGUGAACACAAAGAAAUGCAUGUCCAUAAACAAUGUUAAAAAAAAAAACACCGGUUUGUUCUGAUUUUGGAACCUCUGCCCUGUCAAAUAAUUUAUUUUAUCUACAAGAUUUUCUUCACAACAACAAAUACUGUACUUAUUUAGGCUUUGUUAGUGAUUUGAUAAUAGGAAUUUGAAAUAUACGGCCAAACUGUAUAUCUUUUUCUGUAAAUAAUGUAAAUAAUUCAGUGGUAUUAUUUUAA